Molecule: messenger RNA, 627 nt
Organism: Telopea speciosissima
Lineage: Eukaryota; Viridiplantae; Streptophyta; Magnoliopsida; Proteales; Proteaceae
Product: 14.7 kDa ribonuclease H-like protein
Exons: 1
Coding region: 1-627 (208 amino acids)
Molecular function (GO): nucleic acid binding; RNA-DNA hybrid ribonuclease activity
Source: RefSeq, a predicted model, not a curated record
AUGGAUGCAGGAAAUUCCCCUACCAAAAUUCAAUGCAGCAGUCACAAGCUUCAGAGAAGAGCUGGCAAUUCAAGUGCUGAGGAUGCAGGCCCCCACACUAAAUCCAGGCUCCCUCGUCCAAUAUACUGGUGUCCACCUCGCAGAGGAGUGAAAAUGAAUGUGGAUGGUGCAAGUAAAGGCAACCCCGGUCCUAGUGGAGGAGGAAGGAUUAUACGAAACCAAGAAGGAAAUUUGAUUAUGGCUUUCUCGAAUUUUUAUGGAUGCUGCACCAACACUGAGGCGGAAUUAAGAGCCAUGUUGGAUGGCCUGCGCCACUGUGAAAGGCUGGGUUUGGUGGAAUGCCAGGUGAGCUCGGACUCGAAUACCAUUGUGCAAUACAUUAAUGCGAAAAAGUGUGAGGCUUGGAGGUGUUGGUACUGGUUUGAGGAGGUUAUUCACCUGGUGGAAGCCCUGCAGGCUACUGUGAGCUUCUCAUUCAGGGAGAGUAACCGUGCAGCAGAUUACUUGGCAAAUUGGGCUUGUAGCUCCCAAAGGAAUUCUACCUUUUGGCCGCAGGGAGAGCUUCCUUCGAAGCUGUUCAGCAUUAUCAGAGAAGAUAAGGCAGGCUUGCCUGUUUUUCGUUUUUAG